AUGGCUUCUUCUCUGGAGAUUGUUAAAUUUUGUGGCUCUCCUGUAUCGUUUUCCCGCGUUAAAUUGGAAUCUAGGAAAAGGGUUUUCAGAGUAGCCGAUUCGAGGAGCUGGCAUCGUCUUGGUAGAUGUGUUAGGGUUUAUUCAUCUUCCCUUAACGGUGGUGAUAAUCAGUCCAAAGGUGACGAACCUCCAGAAUCAUUAUUUAUGAAAGAACUCAAGAGACGAGGUAUGACUCCUACUUCGUUGCUUCAAGACUAUGAAGUGGAUGUAGACGAGAUCAAAUCCAGUAAAGAAAGUGCAAGUAGUAGCUCUAAAACGACUGCAACUACUCCGGCAUUCGAUCAAAGCUUGUUGAAUCAAAGAGAGAGAUCUUUGGCUUUAAACAGCGAAGGGCUUGAGGGAUUGAUUCCACGUGCUAAGGUCUUGCUGACAAUCGGAGGGACUUUCUUCUUGGGAUUUUGGCCGUUGAUAGUCUUAACUCUUGGCGCCUUCUCCGCCCUUUACCUCUACUUUGGAGCAGAUUUCAUUCAUGAUGGAAGCAGAACUCCGGUUUCACCACCACCGUACAUCGACCCAUAUGCUCUGUUGGAGGAUGAGAGGAUAUCAGGGAUCGAUCCUCGUGUAAAUUAG
Molecule: messenger RNA, 630 nt
Organism: Microthlaspi erraticum
Lineage: Eukaryota; Viridiplantae; Streptophyta; Magnoliopsida; Brassicales; Brassicaceae
Source: the annotation of a GenBank genome assembly